Styela clava is the source of this 3548-nucleotide messenger RNA. RefSeq names its product nurim-like. NCBI's taxonomy places the organism in Eukaryota, Metazoa, Chordata, Ascidiacea, Stolidobranchia, Styelidae. The record is from RefSeq and is a predicted model, not a curated record. Gene Ontology annotation, cellular component: nuclear membrane.
UAUAACCGAGUAAAAUGUAAUCUUUUAUGCUCCAAUUAAUUUAUUUGUAAUACUUAUGCUUCUGGGUAACCGCUUAGUUUUGGGGCAAGAUUCACCGUUUCUCCAUAAAAAAGAGGUAUUAAACUAUAGAAAUACAGUAAUAUAGAAUUGGCUGGGGAACUGGUUCAAAAUCACAAAAUCACUCGAGCUCUGGCUUCAUACCAAUUGAGGUUUUUAAUUCUGAUCACUGCCAUAAAAUAUCUGCCCAAUGCAGUUUCAGGGAAGCGAAUCUCGAAACUAUGAUAUAGGGGUUUCAAAAUUAAAGUUUUGGAUAUAUAAAUUCAACUUUUUAACUCAUCUAAUUAUAUUAAAAUUUAUGAGUUGAAAGGGUUAGAUUUUAUUUAUUGUAUGUUGUAUUAAAAAAGCGUAAAUGUUGAAAAAUAAAUAAAUGGAGCCACUGAAAUUUCUGGCUGCUCUAGCCUUGUAAGCUAAGUUCCAUCCCCGGCUCCCUAUCCAUGGUAACGAUAGAUUAGAAACGAAUUUGUUCUGUGAAACUCGUUAGUUUAUGAGAAUUUAAAACAACUUCAAAGCAAGGAACAUCAUCUAUUAUGAUUGAAUGAAUUAAUAAUGGUCAUUUUUUCUGCGACAAUGUAUGUUCAGUCUUACUUAUUCAAUGUGCAAUUUAUUGAUGCUAUUAUCAUGAAAUCCAAUUGACAGUGAGUAUAUGCUCACUUUGUAGAAAUCUCACUUCUAUAUUUUGUGUGGUUAUGAAAAACUGUUUAUUUCAUUUUCCGUAUUAAAUUUAGUAUCUUUUAAACAUUUUCAGUUUUAAUUAAAAGUUCUAAUUUGAACUUAAUUACUAAACCAUGAAGCUGCGAUCUCGACCUAAGUUUGGUCAUGCAGAUUAUUCAGAUAAUGAAGAUAUAACUGGGCAAGACGUCAACAAUAACAACAACAACUCCAGAACACACAGAAUCAGAGAUUCUAUGAAUAUGAAAAUUAAAAAAACAAACAAAAAGACGGAUAUAUUUGUUACCUAUUUUUCCACUGCUAUUGCACUAUCAUCUUUAUUUUACCUGCUAUAUACGACAAGUUUGUUUGUGUAUUUUCUCUCCAGCAACUCUAAUGGAAUUUUGAAUCUGAAAAUACAGAAAUUGGAUGUGCCAUUAAGUCAUGUACUUGUACAAGAUAUUGUUGUCUUGAUGAUGUUCAUAUUGCAACACACAGUGAUGGCUGCUGAAUGGUUCAAAAAUGUUGUAUCCUAUGUUAUUCCUCGACAUAUUUAUCGAUGUUUUUACAACCUUGCAACUGGGCUGGCAAUUCAGGUCUUAACAUCUUCGUGGUUGAAUGUUGUUCCUUAUUCAAACUUGUUUCUCUGGGAUUAUAGUAACUGCAUAUCGUGCCAAAUCAUAUGUCAGAGUUUACAUGUUGUGGCUUGGAUUCACACAAUUUCUGCUUUGUACAUGCUAGACUUCUCAGAAUUUAUGGGCCUGAAGCAGGUGUAUUAUGAAGCAAAUCAGCUAGGAUGCCCAUUGCAUGCGAAAACAUCUGAUGCACAAAGAUUCCUCGGAAAUUUCAGGCAUGCAACUGUUUCUGGGUUGCUGAUUAUAUUUUGGCUUGUUCCAUGUAUGACAAUUGAUCGGUUGAUAUUAGCAUCAGCCUUUACUGUUUAUAUAUUUUCAACAAAUGCUGACAAUGAAGAUUACGUUUAUGUUCAAAGCAUGUUCUAUAAGAAAAAAGAAUCACUAUAUAGUAAAAAAUAAGAUCAAGAAAUAUGUUAGAUUCUUCAGAUUGCUUUCUAUUGAGAUUUGGAUUAAAAUUUUGUUAUUCUAUGAUGACGUGCUAAAAUCCAUAUUUUUCAAAACUAUUUGUAUUAUUUGUACAUGAGGUCCAAUUUACACAACUCAGUAGCAAACAAGAAGCGAGUGCAGGUUUAAAAGUUUGUGUGCUUUCUAUUAUUAAUUCGGUACAUUCUAAUACCUAUUGACAAAUGAAUGUGUUUUAAUAUGGUUUUCUUGAAUAAUUAAGUUUGAGUUGGUUACCUACUAAACUUCAUUUUUAUUAUUUCAAUCUAUGAUUUGAUGUAAGUUAAUUUUCUAUCAUUAAUAAUGAUGAAAAUUAAACAAUAUUUCUGAUGUUAAGUUUUCCCACUUCUACUAAAUCUACAAUUUUAUAUUAACUAAGUUGAUCAUUCAUCUAUGACAUGUUUGGUACUGUACAUCAUACAUAUUUUUAUCGUUAUUUUACCUUAUAUUUCUAUCAUGUCUUUUGCAAUUGUUAAAUUUUCAUCUUCAUGGUCAUUUACCUAUUACAGUGACAUUUGAAGUAAGAUCUUGUAAUGAGGAUAAGACACUUUUUUAAAUUUCAAUCAUAUCAUUUUUCAUUUCAUUUUUUUUAUAUUGUGUACUAGGUAAUCUAGUCUUGUACUCACUUGUUCAUUCAAUAAUGAAAUUAUUUGUUAAUUUCAUAAAGCAAAUUCUUUAAAGAUUAGAAACCUAAAACCUCUUCCCUGUUUUACACUGCUCACCCAAUGAGGCACAGGAAUCCUUAACCUGUGAUACCAACAUAUGUAUGCGCUCUAAUCGCUGUACAAGCGUGGUCACAUUUUGUCAAAACAUAGGCGUCACGUUGCCGUUUGAACGCCGAUUCUAGACAGUGAAAUCGGUACUCCCGUGGUGCGUGUACCAGGUUAUGGUUAGAUCAUGAUUUCGUUCCGAUUUUCGUUAUUGUAUUUCUAUUACCAACAGUUCGGGGACUGUCUGUGUUAGCCAAAUGAAUAUACCAACAGCCCAUAGGUUUCAGUCCCUUUACACAACUCGAUGUAAAGUAGGCCAACAAAACUAGUGGUACACACAUUUCUGGAGCGCCUUAUAUUAAAAUCAUUUCUAAAAUUUAGGCUAGGUCUUAUUUUCGGGGAAACACGUAGCAGAAUGGCUAUUUUUUUGCACUUUGUGAAUAGAGUUUAAAUCUGAAUUAAAAAAUCAUUAUUUACUUUGCAUUUGUUCAUCCUAAUAUGAAAGUAAAAUUUGUGAUUCAAUAUUUUGAUGAACAUCAUAUACAAUGUAGUUUGCAAUCAAAUUUUGACCCAUAAAAAACAUAGUAGGAAUAACAUUUCAUCCUCUAUAACAGGGGUGACAAACCCAUUCGCUAAGCUAAAUUUUAUCUGUCACCGCUGAGUAAGCACAAAUCAUACUAUGAUACCUGUUAAUUUUCAUCAACAAGAACGAACAACUUCAUCCAUACAGCUUGGGUUAUUUAAUGAUAUAUUGCAGCAUAAAACGGGAAAGGAAUAAUUGAUUUUUUUUAGUGAGAUUUUUGGAAACUUUUUUGCUUUACCAAGCGCUUAAUAUUAGGACGAACUGACGUUUGGAAACUCAACUGCAUACUAAGAUUUUCGUCUGCCAGUCUUAACCACCACUCGAAUGUUCGAGAUCGAAUUUUUGGUCGACUACCGGUGUAUCAUUGUACAAUCAAUUAUUAUUGUACUAAAAUAAAUUGUAGUCUUUAGAAUACUAUCGCAUAUCUAGGGAUUUUUCUAACGUUGAUAUUUUGAAAAUAAUCUUUGGUGA